GGAGGGUGAGGGAGGAAACUCCCCCCUCCCCUCAAAUGGAGCGUCUUUUCUGUGUUCCCUGUGGCUAUGGGACCACAGACCCUUUGACCUACCCUGGCCCCUGGAGACACUGUCAACAGCAAAACUGGCCACAGAAUAUGGGAGCUCCCAUUUUCCUAGCCAGGCUUAGGGUACCAGCAAAUGUCUCGCAGUCCUGUAUGAACCCUUACAACAGGGCUCAGCUUCAGGCCGUUUCCACUCAGAUGGACCCCAACCUGAGUCUAUGGCUACGCAGUGUCCACACCACGGAGGUGGGCGUACAGGUGAGCCUUCGAGUGGACAAGUCAGUGCAGUGCUCACAGGGGUCACAGACCCUCCACAGCAGCUCCCUCUCGGACAGAACCAGCUCCAGGAAGCCCACCGAAGCUUGGGAAGUAGGGCGGAGAGCCUUGAUCCGGCGACCCCAGGAUGGGGAAGACGAGGAAAGCCAGGAGGAGCUCACAGGACCUACAGAGGCCAGUCAGCUGCUGCUACCUACAUGGAGCCGGGAUCGUGAGGAGCAGUUCCCACGGCUGAAGGAAUUGGGGGAGGAAUAUGCCCACAGCCCUCAGGACAGGAAGGGAAAGCAGGUAUGUGCACGCGCAGAGCUCAUUUGGGAAGCUCCGCUUUUAGCUGGCUUCUUUCUCUCUGCUCAGCCCCCCACCAGCAGGGUCCUCCCUCCUUCCAUUUCCAGAUCGUUUUUGGAACUAAAAUAUGGCUAUUUUCACUGUAAAGAUUGUAAGAGGAGAUGGGAGAGUGCUUAUGUGUGGUGUAUCUCAGGUACCAACAAGGUUUAUUUCAAACAGCUCUGUAACAAGUGCCAAAAGAGUUUUAACCCUUACCGAGUAGAAGAAAUCCAGUGUCAGAGGGCUGGCUUAAUCUUUGUGAAGAUGUUGUUCCGGAGAUGCUCAGUUCCAGAAAGAUGAGCUCAGCUGCCACAGGUCAGAUUUAUAGGGUAGAAUUUGUUGGAUUUCAUGGUGUCUUCAAUGCUUGGAAAGUCUCUGAGUUAGAUGAAGUUUUGACUUUCUAUUGAUUCUUUUUGUUUGGUUGGUUUCGAGUUUGGGUGUGGGGCCGUGUGGAGUCUGAAACUGUGGAAAGGAAAACUGUCUUUAAACUUGGCUACAAAGAUUAACUUAAAUGAUUUUUGUAGUCAGGAAGAUUUUUGUGGGUUACGAAGAUGGCUCGGUGGUUAAAA
This is a messenger RNA of Mus musculus (house mouse), 1213 nucleotides long. RefSeq names its product zygote arrest 1-like (gene Zar1l). Gene Ontology annotation, cellular component: cytoplasmic ribonucleoprotein granule. Gene Ontology annotation, molecular function: mRNA binding. Bases 36 to 944 code for a protein of 302 amino acids. The record is from RefSeq and is a predicted model, not a curated record. The transcript is spliced from 4 exons. Lineage: Eukaryota; Metazoa; Chordata; Mammalia; Rodentia; Muridae. Gene Ontology annotation, biological process: negative regulation of translation.